Symbiodinium natans is the source of this 891-nucleotide messenger RNA. Lineage: Eukaryota; Dinophyceae; Suessiales; Symbiodiniaceae. The record is from the annotation of a GenBank genome assembly.
AUGACAAUUCCCGAAGAGGACAUCGCGCUAAAGUGGAGCACAUCCAGAAAUGCACUCUUCGCUGACUACUUCGAGUGGGUUUUCGAGGAUGGAAGCCCAUGGAUGUGGGCGGCUGAUGCCCCCGAAGAGGAUGACGACUGGAUCUUUCAGGAGGAAGGGCCGGAAUUCAGCUACGUGCGCGAUGCACCAAGCUUUGAGGAACAGCCGCAGCGAAAGGGCACCGUUACCAAGAAGUCCACCGGAGAGAAGUUGCAGGUUCGGCUGUCUUUUGCUCAGCGGUUCCGUGAUGGCCAGGAGCAGCUGAUGUCUGGUGGAGAGCGUGGCUGCGCUCACUCGCAUUUGCGACUCUGGCGCCUCGCUGCCGAGCGAGCCGAGCCCACACUCGUCCUCGAGGACGAUGUGCACCUGACGUUUGAUCGCAAUGGCGACCUUGGCAAGAUGAACGGCAAGGUUUUCACAGAACGUUUGACACGUGCCCUUCAGUCAGUCCCUGGGGAUUUCGACGUGCUUUACUUGGGCUGGUCUGGAUGGCGAGGUGGGAACUUCUACCACAUGAAGGAGGAUGAUACCGAGCUCUCGGCGGAGCACCGGACAUACAUCCAGAAGGCAGAGUAUGUGUGGACAACCGUCGCAUAUGUCAUUUCGCAGGCCGGAGCAAAGAAGCUGCUCUUGGCUGCCAGUAGCUCUGUCAACCAGCCGGUCGACAAUUUCAUGGCGUAUGAGGCCAGCCAGGGAAAGCUCAACUCGUACGUUUGCCUGGACGAGGGUGACGAGGACAGCACUUGGGCUGGUGGAAUCGUCGACCAGUUCGACUUCCAGGGUGAUUCUGACAUAAAGAAGUCUGAUGGUGGCCAUCAGGGCGAUGAUGCCAAUGAGUUCGCCACAGCUUGA